Cetraspora pellucida is the source of this 296-nucleotide messenger RNA. Lineage: Eukaryota; Fungi; Glomeromycota; Glomeromycetes; Diversisporales; Gigasporaceae. The record is from the annotation of a GenBank genome assembly.
AUGGCUACAAAUUUAUACAUAUCAGCUUUAGAAGGGUCCUUGCUAGAUGAUCCAAUAGAUAGAUUAUUAUUAUCAGAGCAAAAAGCUAUGCGAACUGAGACAGAUCCUAUGACUCUAGUAUAUCGAGACUGUCUUUUUGGUAAUGAAGUAUUUCAUGCUAAGAAUGUAGAAAAGAAGGCUCUUUGCCCUAUAGAUACUAAGAAUUGGAUAUUAUUUGAUAAAAUAACUAGUUUGCCAUAUUGGCAUUGGCGUAUACAAGCAUAUAAAAAUUUUGUAUCAAAUGGAAUAUCUCCAGA